UUAUAAUAAUUUUUAUUGUUUGAUAGACUCGCCAAAAUGAAGACCAUCGCUCUCGCUCUUGUUGUUAUGCUGGUCGGCGUCAACGCCGUGCCCUCACAAUUCGAGACCACCGAAUUCAAGAACACCAGAAUUAUAGACGACCUCAUCCGCGGCGUGUUGGAGGCAGUGGUUGAAUUAGCCGCGGCGGCUGACCCUUUCGUCGUUGAAUCCGCUUCUGGUGAUUACACAUUCCCUGUUCCUGGAGUAUUCAGUGCCGUUGCGUCCGUUGAGAACUUCAGGGCUGCCGGAUUUGGUGACAUCGAAAUUGUUGAUGUAGCAUUCGGCGGUGGCAAACUUCGUGUGGAGCUCCGUUUCGCCGGUGUCGAAGCCUCUGUUGACAGUGCCUCUGCCGAAGUGAAAAUCUUCAACCGAAUUAUCACCGGUGCAAUCAGCGGAAGCUUGGCAGUCAGGGAUGUUCGCAUAGCUGUCGAGGCUCAGCUCGGCCUUACCGGAUACUUGGUCGACGACUUGGAACUCGACUUCAGCGUUGGUGGUUUAGAAUCCGACCUUAAAAUCCUCAUCAACGAGCGGGAUCUGUCUGACCCCAUCAACAACUGGAUGAACGUCACCCUGCCAGCAACCCUCGAGAAAUACUCAGUAUGUUAUUUUUAAAUUAUUCUACAGUCAC
Messenger RNA from Papilio machaon (common yellow swallowtail), 667 nucleotides. RefSeq lists its product as uncharacterized. Lineage: Eukaryota; Metazoa; Arthropoda; Insecta; Lepidoptera; Papilionidae. The transcript has 6 exons. The record is from RefSeq and is a predicted model, not a curated record. The coding region runs from base 37 to 651 and encodes 204 amino acids.